GUUGGGUUGUUGAUGUGUUACAGAGAAACGUAAUACACAUACCUGUGUACCGAUAGCUUGGCAUAUACUGAGUACCAGCUUCAGCUGUUAGAACAAAACAAAAGAUUAACUGGUCUUGGAAACAUGGCCAUCGAGAUCCCGUGGUAUGAUAUAUUAUCAGCUGGUCUUGCAAUCACGACCAUAGCUUGUGUGACAUUAAACGCCGUUGUCCUCCCUGUUAUGGUUGUUAUAAGAUGGUCUCAAGGAUCAAACCAGACAAAGAACAUCAUCAAGACGUCACUGUGGCUCACACUGUGGGUGUCUGAGCUGUUUAACUCGAUGCAUUACAUUGGUAUGUUCAUCGUGGCGAUCUGUAAACAGUUUGAUUCGUUACACAUGUACAUCGACGAUGUUUCGCCAAUCACGGCGAUUUUGUACGCUACGGGUCUGAUUGGCUUGAAUGUGGAGAUGAUUCUCAGGCCGUACUUACGGAGAUUCCGGAUAAUAACUCUUGCGGCCGUAGCUUAUGGGUGCUUCUUCGCACCCGGGUGUCUUGCUCUCGUUCUGGUUCUUUCGCAGUACAGUUUGCAAUCUUUACCAGAAUUCUACUACCUGUAUGAUACCUGGGUUUCCGUCUUCAACCUUGUUCUCAACACAUUGGCUCUUUUCUUCAGCUGUCACUUAACCUGUUCACGUGUAAUGAGAAGUAGAUUUGCUGCUACACGUUUAGCUAGUGCAAGAAUCCAACAGCCUGGAGAAUCUGGCUCUGUAAGUUUGGCCAGUCAAGGAGUCAACAAGGAUUUUCCUAGAAAUCUUGGUUCCAUUAAUUCUGGUUCUUCAAACGUAGAUAUUGAAGAGCAAAUAUCGCUUUCAGGAACUACGUUUUCAGUAGCGGAAAUUGAUAGUUCAAGAUUACUUUUAGAAAACUCCAUAACAUCUCCUGAAGCUUCAUCAUCAACCUUAAGACAUCGUGAAGAUGACCUGGGUCUUCCACAGAACGUCGUGGGUUCGAACCCAAGUGAUCAUGUCGAACCACUGAACAACCCGCCUCCAUAUCACGUAAUGGUGAGCCCACAAGAGGAAACUGAAGCUGAAGAAACAACCAGCCCCCUAACUCCGCUUUUACCGCAAACAGAUUCGAACAUCUCCGCAUUCGAUGACGACCCUAAAAAAGAAAGUGUUAACAUUUUAGCAGUCACCUUAACUUCUGCAAUACUCAUGUAUCCAUUUUGGAUAGUAAAGUUGAUAAAUGAAAGUGAUUUUUUGGGUCUCUAUAUGAUAACUUUGCAACUCUCCUGUUCACGAAGUUUGAUACUUGCCUCAAUGUUGAUUUCUUUCUUACCAACGUCUGUUCGACGUAUAAACAGUGGCGUAGCGACCAAAAAGCUAGCGUAAGCAAGGCAUAGGGGCCCAGGGCAAAUAGGGGCCCUUUUCCCUCUGUAAUUUUUUUUAAACUUUUAUGUUGGAAUUUUAAUAUUUGUAUUACAAAAAUAAUUUUAAAAAGAAAACGGAAAUCCAGUUUUUUUUCUACUGUAGAAGCAAUCAAAAGUUCCAAAAAAGGACCCCAGACCUUUGUAACUGGGGGGGGGGGGUGUACAAGGCCCGUCGGUAUUAAUAACACUAUAGGCAUUGUUGCAUUAUCGGGCAAGCCGUUGAUAAUUAGCCUAUAAAUAAACUUGAACAUUGACUCUUUUAUGAGAAUGUCAUGCGGCACCCGCAAAUUUAUACGCAUCGCUAAAAAAUCUCUACCCCCACCGCCCCACAAACCUGCACCCCCCUCCCCUCUCAACUAUCUAUCCUCACCGAAAUUCCAUCCAUUCACAACAAGCUACGUCGAACAUGUGUAAUUGUUUUUCUAGUUUUAACCUUAAUCACAAUUUGUUUAUUGAUCUAAUUAUUUUUAAUCAAUGUGCCGCUACUUAAAGAUAUUUGUUUGUCUGUCUCCUUGUCCUUUAUGCAAAAAUGAUCCAAUCGCCAAGAAACAUUUGGAAGUCGUUUAGAAUAAUUCAGACAAACCUCUACUGACAGUGAAAUUUCCUACCACAACCCCACACAUGAGGAGCAGUGCCUUCCUCUCGAAGAGAGGCCAGAAAGCAAUUACGUUCGGAUAGCGUUUCUUUGACAGUACGGCGGUUCGGUUUGCCACCCAGAUUUUCCCAAAAGCUUUGUUAGUGCCUAGGGUCAGUUAUUGGAGUGUCCUGCACAAUGAGUCAGGAUUACUUCCAAAUUCAAAGGUCAAACUGCACAGGUGUAUCCCCUCGUGAGCACUGCGGCGCAUACACUUGUUUUAAUGAGCGCCAUGCCCUAGGGAUACGGAGAAAGAAAAUAAGGGGUGUCAUUCAGCCGCCUCGGCAGUAGUAUACGAUUAGGCUCCCCGAGUCUCUCCAUUAUGAAUAUGUUAUGAAACAAGUUGUAAAUAUGCCGUUUGGGCCAGUAACUUGGCCAUCCUAAAAAUUGAACAUACAGAAGCAAUUAAAAUGAACAUCAAGGAACAUAUUAAUCACUUUGCAAACAUAUAAGAAAAGAAAAAACAAAUCUAAAUAAAUCACGAGCAACUUUUUAAAAUUUGUAUUUGGUUAGUGGCGUCACAGGGUUCGAUAUCACCCCGUCCAACAAUUUUGAUUUCCGGUGGAGUGUUACCUCCUCUUCUUAAUAUAUUACUAUGUUAACUGAAUAAAACGUAGUUUUGACAGUUUUCCUCAUGGUAUCAAACCUAAAUUGUGAGGCCCCUGCCCUGUGACCGCACUGUGUUAGGUUACUUAAAUGUUGCAGGCUUACAGUUAAUUAGUUUAUUUUUACACAAAAAGUGAUAUAAA
Molecule: messenger RNA, 2795 nt
Organism: Physella acuta
Lineage: Eukaryota; Metazoa; Mollusca; Gastropoda; Physidae
Source: RefSeq, a predicted model, not a curated record